Molecule: messenger RNA, 527 nt
Organism: Hyposmocoma kahamanoa
Lineage: Eukaryota; Metazoa; Arthropoda; Insecta; Lepidoptera; Cosmopterigidae
Product: ejaculatory bulb-specific protein 3-like
Exons: 3
Coding region: 44-445 (133 amino acids)
Source: RefSeq, a predicted model, not a curated record
UGCUCGGUUGGUUCUCAUUAUCAUUUACUUGAGAAUAUUCGAAAUGGCAGUAAUUCGCUAUGUGGUGUUCCUUAGUUGCUUAAUCGCAGCCGCCAUUGCUCAGGAAGAAAAAUACACCGACAAAUAUGACAACAUUGACAUCCAGGAGAUCCUAGAUAACAAGCGGUUGUUGCACUCUUACAUUGACUGCCUGAUGGAAAGAGGAAAGUGUACUGCUGAAGGGAAGGAGCUGAAAGAACACAUAGUAGAUGCCCUGGAGACCGGCUGCGAGAAAUGCACAGAAAAUCAACAGAAAGGUACACAUAAAGUCAUCGAGCACUUGAUCAAGAACGAACUGCCGGCGUGGAAGGAACUGUGUAAAAAAUAUGACCCUUCAGGCAAUUUCCGCAAGAAGUACGAAACCAUCGCUAAGGAAAAAGGCAUUGAAAUCCCCGAGGACAAGUAAACAAAAUUAAAUGAAGAACGAAGAAAUAACCAUAGAGUUCCUAAGGUGAUGUAGAACUUCUUCUUAGUCUUUUGUACUCCCU